Blastocystis hominis is the source of this 549-nucleotide messenger RNA. Its product is annotated as Tim22. Lineage: Eukaryota; Bigyra; Opalinata; Blastocystidae. Gene Ontology annotation, cellular component: TIM22 mitochondrial import inner membrane insertion complex. The coding region runs from base 1 to 549 and encodes 182 amino acids. The record is from RefSeq and is a predicted model, not a curated record. Gene Ontology annotation, biological process: protein insertion into mitochondrial inner membrane. The transcript is spliced from 6 exons. Gene Ontology annotation, molecular function: transmembrane protein transporter activity.
AUGGAAUCGAUUGAUCCUAAGAAACUGGAAGAGAUUUUGCUGAAAACAAAGCCAAAAUACAGCAAGUUUCCUGUAGCUACCACAAUUCCAAAAAGGGAGUCAUUGCUGUGGUUGUACGACACUCCUCCGAAUAGAGAUAAAACCUUUAACUAUAUGCCUUCUAAUAUUGGCGAGAUUUCUAACAGUUGCUUUAUUAGAGGGCUGCAAAAUUUAGUGCUUGCUGUACCCCUUGGAGCUGGUUUUGGUUUGUUUAUGGGAGCUUUCAGCCUGUUUACAUCAGGAAUGCCGUAUGUUGGUAAUGUUCCAGAAAAGACAACAGCAACUACACUGUUACAAGAAUUCAAAAAGCCAUUCCGUUUCAUGUACCUGAGGGGAAAAGGUUCAGCACGAAUGAUGGCAUCUUUCGGCGCUGUAUAUGGAGGACUGGAAUGUGUCAUUGAGCGUGUUGUGGGGAGAAAGAACAUUUUAACAAACGCUAUUGCUGGUUGUGGAGUUGGCUUGGUUACUGGAAGCAAGCGAGGUCUUCAGGUUUUGCUGCGUUUGGAAUAG